ACUUGCCAUCGAACGGAGUCGGAGUGUGCUGUUUCUAUACGGAGGAGAGAGCGUGCGCGCGGGUGUGAGUCACACGACAGGGACAGCCCGGAUAUCUAUAUAUACAUAUAUUCGUGUACAAAAAACAACAUACAUACAGUCACGCGCGCUGGAGUUUCACAGUGAAAAUGGCGUAGCCAUUCCGAGAUUGAGAAUGUUGCAAUAAAAACACGAUAGUUAUUGGCGUUUUAAUGAUAAUGAAACGUAAUAACGCUUCGAUAUCGUGUGUGACAAGUGCCGGUUUACCUUAACGUCCAAAACAUUGCGGGUUCGUCGAUAAGAUUUAUAAGCUCGGAGUGGGGGCACCGAUUGUCAAAUAUUGUUCGGGCGAUUAUUGCACAAAGUCAUUGCGAGUUAAGUGCGUGUUCUCGAUGCUUGAUAUUUGCAUAUACGUUUAUACUAUCGGGUAUGAAGUGUAGUGGUUCACGAGCCUCGGAGCCUCGGGAGAAUUCUAUUUGUUAAAUUUGAGAGUGGCUGGUUGCAGGCACUGAUCUACAUUGAAAAUAAAGCAGCGAGAUGAUUGCGUCAAAAAUCCAUUCAUUCGCUCGGUUAUUAUUACGUACUCUGACUGUUGAAAGUCGUGGUAAUCGUUGAAAACGAGUGGGGUGACUCAACGAGUGUUUACCGUGUUGUGCCAGUGUAAAUAUUGGUGUCGCAUGAAGGAAAUACGAUAAAAAAAUAAAAAUAAGGGAAAAUACGUGAGGGAAAGAGAUUAAGAAAAGCGAGACGAUGCUCCGUUCGUUGAAGCGUCGAAAAAUCAUCCUCGUGACAGCUUAAGCACGAUCAACAAACGGUCGCAAGAUGGCGCCACUGGAGUUUUGACACAAACUUCCCCCUUCCUCCCCCCUCUCCUGCCCCACCGUCGUUCCUCUCGGCCACGCUAUCAGCUGGAAUAUUUCACGGGCGUUAUCGCCUCAAUUCAAUAACGUUGCUCGGUGCAAUUUUUUUCCUUUCUUUUUUACGCUUUUAUUUUCCCUUCAUUAUAUUUUACUUCUUGUUUAUCUUCUCUCUUCGACGCAUACUUCGUAUUAUGAGCAGAGAAUUCUACGUGCCCUGCGCCCAAUACGCAUAUCCGCAGUGCGGGAGUGGCUCAACGGAUGGUGUGGUCGUAUCGAACGAGGUAGUUGGCAUGGACUGCAUGCCGCUGAGGCCAGGACCGUUUCACUAUCUGAUAAGCGAGCAGGCCAAAUCGUUGGUCGCCCUCCAGGAGCUGCAGAAUGAGGUCGGUGCUCUGCUCGAAUUUCGGGAUCUCGUUAUCGAGACAUUCCCGAACCUCAGGCACAAGAUGGCGACGUCGUCGUCGUCGUCGUCGUCAGCGGUUGUGUCGGUGAUGUCACAGUCGCAGGGUUCGUCGCACAUACCGCUGCCGCUCUCGAGUCCGUCGUCGCGUCGUAUCAGCGAGUGGGAGCCCGGUAAGGUGAGGCGACGAGUUGCACAGCCGGUGAGGGAGGGCGAAUCUUCGGGUUCGUCGUUGCCCCGAAGUCGCAGCAACUCCCACAGCGGCGGUAGCAAAAACAGCGCGACGGUACAAGAUUCGGGCUUCAGUACGGAAACGUCAUCGAAGGACAGCGCGUCGACGGCGAUCGCGAGGCCGACGAGCCCGCGACCGGUGCUGGACGAGGCUGAGGAUGAGCUGUGGAAUUUGUUGGACGUUAUUCACAGAAAAGGCAUUAGAUUGAGAGAAGAAGUUGAGUCGUUGCAGGGUAGAUUGGAGAGCGUUGGUCCUGACGAGCUUCGCAUCUCGGGCGACGUACUCGAGGCUGUGAGGAACGUGACGAGGACCGAGGAGGACCUCGGGAGGGAGGAUUCGGCCGAGGAGGGCAGUAACGACCUGGUGAAUGCUCGUCUCACUGACAAGGCGAAAAGACUCGGCGAUGGUGCAGACUCGAGUCGAGAAGACGGAUCAAAGCUGACCGUUUUGCGAAGAGAGAAGGAACAAUUGCUCGAUAAAGUCGCUGAGCUCGAAGCCGAGACUUUGUCGAGUCGUGCUCGAGCCCAAGAGCUACAAACCGAGCUGGCAGCUCUGUCUGCCCUCAGAAACGGCCUCGAAGAUCGAUUGCGCUCUGUCCUCGAGACCAGAAACGAAAUAGUUACACCCGGAGCCCAAAGAAAACAAACCUCUGCCGGACAAAAUUCUCCUGGCAAUAUUUCCUCACCGAAACAUUGCGGCGUACACCUACGCGGCAACAAACAAUCCGCCUUCACCACCAUCCUCACCCCCUCCAACAAACCCCAUAAAAAUCGCUUUCGCACGAGAACCAUAGACAAAAGUGUUUUGGCCAACGGAGCUGUGCUUCAACCCGUCGAGGUUGACGCCGAUCCUGAAGCCGCCGCUCAUGAGAGAAGAAUAAGACUUGGCGCCCUUGACUCCGUACUCGUGUCACCCACUCGCGUCGCUCACGUUGCCGACGUCGACGGCGUCAAAAUCGCUGCGAUACUUCGCGAACGCUCACCGCUAGAACUUCAACGACACCUCAUUACCACUACCGUCCAUAAUCAGUGCCUCCAAAAAAGACUGGACGAAGUGGAAAAAAGUACGGGGACGCUUUCCGAGCGUCUGGACAAAGCCAGGGAGGAGAACGAUGACCUUAGAUUUCAGUUGGAGGAGAGGAACAUCGAGCUCGAAGGUACGAAGGCGAGGGUUCGAGUGCUGGAGAGGUUACAACAAAGGCCGCCAACGGAGACGGAGCCUGAUCUUGAAUCGGAAACGGAGCCGAGAGGAGGGGAGCUUUGUUGUCCGGAAGCUGGGAGCAGUACGGAAUCAGCCCGAGACCAUCACCAUUCGGCGGAAGUGAAGCCAUCGCCUCGGAGACGUCCACCGAGUCGAAUACCGUUGUUGGGUUCGGGGACGAAGCCGGCGGCGCCGAAGCCGCCGUCAUCGACGAGCAGGAACGACAGUCGUGAAUCGUUGAAGUCGUUGAAGUCGUUGAACUCGAGACCGCCAAGGGACUCGAGUCGGGAGAGCAACGCGGGAACAACGAAAUCGUCGUUAUCUCGAGGCACAGCGAGAGAUUCGAGUCGCGAGUCUCUCAACAGGCAGAGCAUAACGACGAGCAAAACGUCGGGAAAAGAGGCGAGCAGAGAGUCUCUCAAUCGUUCUUUGUCUCGUAACAACAAUACCAAUCGUGAUUCAAUUAACAAAAUAACAACAACAACAACAACAACAAGCCCAACGAUAACAACAGCAACAGCACCAACGACAACAUCGUCGACAACGUCCUUGUCACGCGCUCGUGAUUCUCUCGAAUCAAACAAUACCUGUAACAAUAACAAUAUUUCGUUAUAUCCACCGGGUACACCGCCGAGAAGGCCGCCCGCACCUGCGAGACGUUCGCAGAGCUUAGCACGUCCUAGCGUCGAUAACGAUAGCGGCAAGGGCUUCACGACCGAUCCACCAAGUUCGUGGUGUUCGUCGAGCAGCAGUUUUCGACACAGCGAGUCUUCGUUAUAUCCGGACUCGUUGAAUCAGGAAUCGACAUCAGCGACAGGAUCAACGCGUGUCGAAUUUAUUCUGGGCUCACCUACGCGUCACUUCAGGCCAACUUCGGCGUGGCCGUCUCGCUACUUCGACAGCAUUAAUUCAACAGCAAUGGUUGCCGAGAGUCUGAUGACCGACGAGUUUCCAUUGAGACGAGGCGAGGCACUCGCGGAUUGCGAUUCGCUCGAGUGUCAUCCCAUUUCCAGCGAAGGCUAGGAAACAGGAGACAUCAAUCAUGAGCGAAAAAAACGACGAAAUUAUACGAUUAAGUCUCAUUAGAAUUUAUCGCGACUCAAUUAUUUGUUUUCGAUUCACCAUUUAUCUUAUUGUUUUUCUCCAUUCUUUUAUUUCGAAAUUAUUAUCGUCAUUAAUAUUAUAAUUAUUAUUGUUUCUAUUAUCAUUAUUAUUAUUGUCAUUUUUAUUGUCAUGUCAAAUGAAACGACACUCGUGAAUCCAACGAACGUCAAGAAUCAGUUUGUCCCGCAAACUGCGAAUUACUUGAAUAAUGUUAUCGAUCAUGUGUUAAAGAAAGAAGGAAUGAGAGGAACGAACGAAUGAAUUCAUAUUCGGUCAUACGAUAAUUACCGAAGGUAACAUGUCACUGCACACAGAAUCGUGUCCUUGUGUUUCGUAUUUUAGUUCGACACGUGUAUGGUCGUUAUAUUUUUAUUUCUUUAAUCAUUAUUAUGACGGUGUUUUUUAAAUAUCAAUCAGGCUGUGUCCAUCUGUUGGUUUAAUUCAACGAUGUUUUCGUCCUAGGGCUAAACGUUUCGUGCGAUGACGGAAGAACCUGUCUUUCGUCGCGUUACGACUACUCCUAGACAAUGUUUAUCUUCAGUGUGUACGAAUGCGUGAUGUUUUUUUUUUUUUUUUUUUUUAAUUCAAUGAAUUUCAUUUCAUUUGACUCGUCGAUAAUUGACGAAAAAUGUUGAAUGCAAAAAAAAUUUAGGGAACAAAAUUUAAGAACAUGUGUAAUCGGUAGCAAACAGAUGGAACAGACGCAAAUGGAUUAUUCAUUCCAUUUUGCACAUUUCAGUUGUUUCUGAACCGCAUUCCGAAAUUAGCAUUUUUCUUCUCUAUCCUAUAGACUCGUGUUGUGAUUAAGUUAAUUAUUUAACUUUGAAUGUUUCGUUUUUUGUAAAAAUCGUCAUUCUUUCGAAUGUUACGCUCCUAAGAUACUUUUCUUUUAAACAAAUUACUUUGAGAUUGAUGAGACCGACACUUGCUUUCGUUAUUCCCUUCAAGAUAGCUUUUUUGCUUCGAGGACCAAAUCACGUCAAAAAAUAUUUUAUUCCGUUGCUAUAAAAGUCGAUUAUACAAUAUUUAUGCAUUCUAAUACGCUUUAUUCUCAUCAAGGGUUUGAGUGAUCGAAUCUCUAGCAUUUGAAAAAACUUUUUUUUUCAAAUUCGUGUAGCUUUAUUUUUUCGAAUAUGGUACAUAUCAACCUUCGAACUGAGCAUUUUUUCGCUACAACUUUUUUCUCGUAUUAUUGGCUGAAUCAGACUUUAAAGAAUUCGUUUCGAGCAUUGUUACACGAAUAAGAAAAUAACGAAAUAUCGUUGAAGUCCUUUCAUUAUUCGGUCACUGAUGCUCUCUAUCAUUUCAUACUCAAGAGCACUGGGCUGAUUGCAAAGAAAAUACAUAAGUUCGGCGAUGUUUCCUCAUUGCAAUAUUUCUUAAACAAUAUUAUUUUUUUCAUUUUAUCUUCACGAAAUCUCAAUAAUUGAUACCAUAUGAUUGCAAUCUUAAUGUUCAACUCUAUUCACCUAUCUGAAUCCAUGAGUAUCGUGAAAAUUGAGUUUCGCUAACUCUAACUAUCAUUUUUAUUCAUAAUUCGGCUGCGAACUAAUCGUCGGACGUUCAAGCUGACUCUCAAGAGUGAUAUACAUACAUAUAACGAUUUAAAAAUACAUGUUCAUAAUCACGAAAGCGAUUCUGUAGAGGUACGAGCACUGGGUUAAAGAGAAACGAGGAUAAUGGAAAAACGAUAAUGAAAUGAUGAUAAUAGUGGAUAAACAACGAUAUUUGUUAAAUACAAAAGAGAGCUUGAGUCCGCGAGACCGAAAGGAAAGAAAAGUGAGAGCGUUGUUAUCAUUUUCAUCAUUAUUUUUCGAAAUUCUCCAUGAAAUCAAGAUAAAAAAUAUUUUUCAGUAAAACAGUGCCCAUCCCUGAAUUCUGUACGAUUAAAAGUGACUUGAAGAACAUUGUACUAAACAGUUCCUUGCUGCAACCAAUAUAUUGUUCAUUGCGAAAGAGAAUGGAAGCGAAGGGCGAGAGAAAAAGACGUUUAUGGACGAUUGAUGAAUUUUAUCACAGAGAAAUAAAUUGUGAUUUAGGUGUAAAUAUGUGAAAUCGUGUACGGGUGCGACGUGAUCUCAUUUCGACGUACGAAUUGCUAGUUUUUUUGGCGUUACGAAAGCCCAUCUAGGCCAGAUGAGAAGGAAAUGUAUUUGUCAGAGUACAAAAAAGAAAAAAGGUUUUUGUCGCUCAUCACUUCGUACUCGAGCAUGCUAACGAGUCGUAACUUCGAACUGAGAUCACUUUUGCUUCACGCGCUGUCACUAAUUUGUGAUUAACGUAGAUAAGUUAAUAGGACUGAUGAGACGCGACUUGAGUUAGUGCCUGGUUAUUGUAAUCGACGGUUUGAUGAAGAAGAAAGAAACUGAAAGGAAACUAAAAUAACGAUUUUAUUGAGAAUCGAAGAAAAGAAACGAGCAGUUUUUGUGUUACAUUUGUUCCCAUUUUUUUCUCAUCGUGGCCGUUUGUGGCGUGGAAAAUUUGAGGCCGAUAUAGAGAAGCGAGUAAAAAUUGGAGUAAGAGCGAGAGAGGCGAGAUUCGUUAUCGAGAAGAUUUCUCCACCUUUUUAAACUAACAAAGAAAAAAUUUGUAUUGUCAAUUCCAAACGACAGCGACGAAUCCUAUCGAGGAAAACAAAUGCGAAUGAAUUUUGAUCGAUCAAAAACGAGAAUGACCAGCGGAUUCGAAGGUAGAAUUUUUGCGUAUACUUCCAAUGAAAGGCUUACUCGAAUAUCAUGAGAAAAUCAAAUUACCGAAGCAAUUUGAACGAUCAGAAAAUGCAUCCCUCGAAACGAAUCAUUGCUGGAGAAUCUUGAGCCGUGAAUUUGCAAAAAAGAAAGCACAAAUUUUUGUUUGCAAACGACUGCGGACGACGAGAUUCUCGUUUGGAAUUGCGAAGACCAUUUUUUUCAAACUGUCAAUAAUAUAAAGAAGAAGCCUUGACUUUGAAGCGUGGAGGUCAACUCGAGGAUAAAAAAAAGUGAGGAAAAACAUGCUCAGAUAUAUUAUAAUUAUUCCAUGCAGCCCGAGUGGGUUUUCGGCGACCCUGUGACGAGUCUUGCGAGACGCGAAAUCGUGUACCGGAGGCUAUUAUUUUUAUACACUGAUUGUGGCUAACACAAUGCGAGUGAAUAAGGCGAAAAAGAGGAACACAAUUCUGUAUUAAAAAAAAAAAAAAAACACGAAAAAACGAAAAACCGAAGCGUAGUAGACACGAAAAUGUCUUUUCCUCCGACGUUCGGACGGCCCGUCGUAUUAUUUACAUGAUAGAACGAUAAAUAAGAAGCAUCGUAUUGAAACGAAAAAUAAAAAAUGGUCACUGUGGCGUGACACAUUUCAUGAAUGUAUGAUUAUUAUAUCAAUUUAAAAAAACAAACGUGGAGUACAAAAAGUACUCUCAACGCGGUAAAACUACACAUUAUAUAAACGUGCGAGAAUGAAACGAGACGGAAGCUCUUGUACAUAGUUGAAUGAACUUGUGAAAAAGGAGAAAAAAUAUUUAAAUAGUUGGUAGUGUAAAUAAAUUAUGUAUGUUAACGCGAACGCCCGAUAACGUCAUAGGAUUAAUAAAGUGGAAUUACGUACGAUA
Venturia canescens is the source of this 7403-nucleotide messenger RNA. It is a transcript of the gene jvl, whose product is annotated as javelin-like. The transcript has 5 exons. The record is from RefSeq and is a predicted model, not a curated record. The coding region runs from base 1070 to 3733 and encodes 887 amino acids. Lineage: Eukaryota; Metazoa; Arthropoda; Insecta; Hymenoptera; Ichneumonidae.